CUGUCAUCCAUACAUCCGAGUCUAUCAGCUCACGACGCCAGACCGCAGAGUGAUGCGACGGGGCUUGGCGGUCUCAAUGAAACCCCCCGCAAACGGAGUACAUACAGUAGUGUUCUCGGUUCCGGGGAACUGGGCCACGCCUGUGGCACUGUAACCUUGGUUCCUACAAGCCAGGGUUCUGCCGCUUACUGUGUAUACUCCAAACUCGCCCUACCCAUGGCCCAUGGGGCGAUGGCAAUGCGCUGACGACAAGAUCGCAACCGCAUACUCGGCGAGUUCUGCACGCUUGUCGAAUUGCUCAAAGGCAGGAAUCGGAACAAACAGCAGGACGGAUCGCGACGUGCCGUUUGUGUGCCGCCGGGACCUGGGGCACGAGGAGCGGAAAGGGAUGCCAUGUUUGGGUGACAGUCGGAGGGCGCCUGCAGCGACCUGCCCACUGCAAUCCCGUACAAAUGAGGUAUGCCGGACGAGCCUGUUUGCUGCGGUUUUCCAAGGCAACCGCAGCAAAGAAUCGGCGCCUCUACCAACGUCAGAUGUGUUCCUUCGGCUUUGAUAGAUGCGGGUUGCCUCGUUCCUCCGUCAGGAUGAUGCACUUCACGCACAUCCGAGCCGGGUUCCCUCUUUCGAAUCCUCAGCUGAAGCCGUCAGUGUCGCGAGGAUUCCGCUCCUCUUUCCUCGUCUUCAAAUUCCGAGUCGCAGCGGACAUCCAGCCCGAGCAUGUUUUACACGCCGUCUACCUAGUUGGUGAGGUUUCAACUCCCUUGCGAGUGCGGUUGUUUAAUGUCCUGCAAGUCGCUCCCCUCCCCAACAACGCGGCAUAUCAACAGGGACUAGGUCCGAGCCUCGGCCCCCGCUGCAGCCUCGUUCCCGAAGCCAAUUGUCGGCCGGUAAGACUCGAGGGUCGACGCUGCCAUCUGGAAUCCGGUCGUCGCGACCUUUUACCAGAGCGGGGCCAGCUGUAGCGCUGCUUCUCCUGCGCUAGGUCACUCUUCCCUUCUGACUACGGCGGCUCGCUUGUGCGAGGUGAUGUUCACGGCGGCAUUAUAUUCAGACAUAUCCUGCGCAGCGUUCGUGAAGGAUCAGCUGGGAAUCUUGGUGCGCCGCCUCUCAAGUUUCGUGUCCCAUCUCCCCUAUCAACGCCCUAGCUAAGCAUGCAGGAA
Molecule: messenger RNA, 1160 nt
Organism: Parathielavia appendiculata
Lineage: Eukaryota; Fungi; Ascomycota; Sordariomycetes; Sordariales; Chaetomiaceae
Exons: 1
Coding region: 453-962 (169 amino acids)
Source: RefSeq, a predicted model, not a curated record